AUGUCCUCGUCGCCUUUGCGCCCCGGCGCAGACCUCAAGGAGCAGCUGGAAUGGUACAAGGUCCAGUAUGCUCAGCUCGAGACUGAUCUCGCCGACUUCCAGGCUUCGAGCAAGGAAUUGGAAGAGCAACUCGAGAAGGAUGUCGUGACCGCGGAAAAGAACGAGCUCAAAUGGAAGCAGCAGGUGGAGAAGCUGACUUCAGAGGUGGAAGAAUGGAAGGAAAAACACAAGAAAGCAAAGGCAGAGGCGAACACGGCGCAAAACACGCUGCAGAAAGAGAUCACUACAAUGCGCGAGCAAAACCUCGCUCUGCAGCUGAGAUUAAGGGAUACGGAAGUCAUGAAUGAUGAUUAUGAACAACAAAAACGAUACACCGAGACAAGCUUGGAAGAUCUGGAGAGCAAGUACAAUACCGCCAUCGAGCGCGGAGUGCUUUUCGAGGAGACGAUCAAACAGAGCGAGCAAGAGCGGGAAGAACUGCGGAUAGAAACCCAGCGGUUAAGGAACGACUUGAGUGACCUCAAAGUCGAGAGCGACAUCAACGUGGAGAAGCUGCGGGCCGCGGAGGAGCAAAUCGAGAGCUUGAGGGCAAGGAAACCGACGUCGCUAGCUGUGGAAACACUGCGUGCCAGGAGUCCGGCGAGUGAAGCAAGCGGUAUGACUGCUCUGUCGCCCACCGCGUCCACACCACCGCCCAAAUCUGACUCGUUGUCAGAAGUCGCAACACCACCUUCGCCUCCACUGUCAGACACACCCGCUGUUGCCAAGACGGAGCAGAAGACACCUUCACUGGUCCGGAAGAAGGCAAUGAUUCCUGACUCAAGGACACCGCGACCUUCAUUCUACGGCGCGAGAGCACAGCCCAGUCACGCACGCGGAGUAUCUGUCACAUCGAGUACGAGCACUGCACUCACGGAUGGAAAGUCGAUGCGACCAUCAGGGCUACGGCCUCCACGUGUCUCUCGAGCUGCGCAGGAUUCACUGCCACGGUCGGAGUCGCUUUACCAGAUCCGUGGACUGAUUGGCAGGAUGCAGAAGAUCGAGGAACGUGUUCACUCCGCGCGCUCGAAGCUACCAGCGCCUGGACGUACACCAACGGGCUCUCCACGAGCUGGCUCAGCUUUGGGCGAAAACAUUCCUUCAUCAGUCACGGUGCGGCGAAGUAUGAAACGACCCAGUGGAAGCAUGGCGUCGUCUGGACUGCGUGAUGAAGAGACAGACACGUCAACAGCUGACAGCAGCCGUCGCGACAGCCACCGACCAGACCGGCCUCCCUCCGCCAUGGAUCGACCUCCAUUUGCAAUGGAUCGACCAGCGUCCGCUAUGAGCCGCCCCUCUAGCCGCGCAUCCAUAUCAGGCCGCCCUGCCAGCCGCUCCGGCGCGCGGACCGAAAUGGGAAAUUACUCUUCCGCCACCCAAGCCAGCAGCAAUAUGGCAUCCCGACCGCGAUCAAGCAUGACAGGGGCCUACGGUACGAUACCGCGCGGCCAUAAGACGACUGCCAGCUUCAGCGAGCUUCAUCGACGGGCUGCUGCUGACAGUGAUGAUACCGCGACACCGAACAGGAGGACGACGCUCGAGAGGAGUGGCAUUCCACCGCCACCUUCGGCGCUUCCGACGCCGAAGAGAGAGGGAGGAAGUCCGAGGCGGGACGGAGGCAUGGGCCCACCGCCGAGUCGGAAACAGCGGGUGAGCGAUGUGGGAGAGACGUAUUGA
Zymoseptoria tritici IPO323 is the source of this 1716-nucleotide messenger RNA. RefSeq lists its product as uncharacterized. Gene Ontology annotation, cellular component: kinetochore; centrosome; kinesin complex. The record is from RefSeq and is a predicted model, not a curated record. Gene Ontology annotation, biological process: vesicle transport along microtubule; chromosome segregation; establishment of mitotic spindle orientation. The transcript is spliced from 3 exons. Gene Ontology annotation, molecular function: microtubule binding. NCBI's taxonomy places the organism in Eukaryota, Fungi, Ascomycota, Dothideomycetes, Mycosphaerellales, Mycosphaerellaceae. Bases 1 to 1716 code for a protein of 571 amino acids.